AUGGAUUCCUUCUUCCAGUCGGAGGUGUUUAGCAGCACCACUUGGAGCUACGAGUCUAUGAAGAACUUCGGCCCAAUCAACGCCUCUGUACAGAAUCACCUAAAACAGGUGAGGCCAUCAUCUACUCCUGCUCCACUGUUCUUCAGACUUCACUGUGCAUCGGUUUGCGUCUUCUCUUUGAAUCUUUCGGUUUCGAGAGAAUUGCUUAUUUUGGAUACAACCAGUUCGUAGCGGACUGCUGAGAAAAAGAUUCAUUCCUGGAUGUUCCUUCACAGGUUCACACGGUUAAUCCAGAGUCUAACCUUCGACCUUAAAAUCCCUGUCAUGCUCUUUUGAUUUCUCAAAUCUAACUUUCCUCUCCAUCCCUCUAUCAAAAAUGCCUUUACUCCAUUUCGACGGGGAUUGCCGGUCUUGAAGGUUACAAUCCAUUCGGAGGUUUGAAUUUCUGAUUAGUUUUCACAGAACUCUCAUGUAAUUCCUGCUGUGUCGUCGGAUGCGCAUGCCUCUUUCUGUGUCAUGUUCUCUUCAGUUCUGAUAGGCUGAAACUUUCUGUAGCUUGUCCAGUUCAGUUUUUCUUAAUCAUUUAUAGUGACAUUGGGUAAACAAACAACCGUAACUGGAGUUUUUCUGUAAUUUCUGAUGUUUCAUCGGAUGCACAUCUCCGUUUUCUGUGCCAUCCUUUUUUCGGUGAUGCGUCGCGUGCUGCUGAAGUCUGUUGGAUUCGGUUUUCUAAAUCAUUCCCAGUAAUUAUGGGUGAAAACUGCGACUGAUUGUGUUGAUCCGUAACUUACCUAUUUUUUCCAAGUAGUGGGUUUCAUAUGUAAUAAAAAGAUACGAUGCGGUGCAGGUUUACCUCACGCUAUGCCUUGCUGUGGCCGCAUCCGCGGCGGGAGCAUAUCUGGACAUCCUGUACGACGUCGGAGGCAUCACGACCAUGAUCGGGUGCUUAGCGACCGUCGUCUGGUUGCUGGCCACUCCUCCGUCUGAACAAGUAAAAUCGCGCUUCCCAUCCUUUUUGUUGGUGUGGAAACUCGUAUCUAUUUCGUCUGUCGUUGACUACCACUGGCUCGUACACAGAGACAGCGGUUUGGCCUUCUAAUGGCGGCUUCUCUCUUCCAAGGGGCUAUAAUCGGUCCUCUCAUUGGGUUUGCUGUAGACUUUGAUCCAAGGUAUCACAUCCUUCCUUCUCCUGAAUUUGCUUGUAAUGAGCCUUAGAUCUCCUCGUGGCAUGUUCCGUGGGCCACACUUGACUUUGCGCUGGGCCGGGCCUCUUCUUUGACUUCUGGGAGACUAUGGUCAACGUUAAUGGCCCAGUAGUCUUACUGGACGGAAGGAGGUGGACGUGACCUCCGGCUCCUAUCAUCUUAUCCACUGAUUGGCCGAAGGCUUUAGGUCGAAUAAUCUUACCGCUACAAAAACGUACACUCCACUCCAAAAUGAUGCGUUCUAAUCUUACCGCUUCUUUUAAGAUCCCCUUAUCCAUUGCUGUUUAGUCCAAGCAGAGGGCCGCGGUUGAUUUUCAUCUGAUACUACCCAAAUAAGUCAGCUGGAAUUUUUUCCUUUGAAAAGGUUAUAUAUAUCUUGGACUUCGUCAGUAGAUUUUAAGCCUCAAUGACUGCAGAAUCCUCGUCACGGCAUUAGUGGGGAGCGGUCUGGCCUUCGGCUGCUUUUCGGCGGCAGCGUUGCUGGCCAAGCGCCGCCAGUUCCUCUUCCUGGGCGGCCUGCUCGGCUCCGGCCUAUCCAUCCUCCUGUGGCUGCAGCUCGCGUCCUCCACAUUCGGUGGCUCCACGGCCCUCUACAAUGCCGAGGCAAGCAUCUCCCAUCUACCACCCCCUUAAUCACUGCGCUCAUCCGCCACCGCUCGUUGUCACCCUAUCCACCCUCGUGAGCAGAUAUACUUCGGGCUGCUUCUGUUCCUCGGGUACAUGGUGUUCGACACCCAGCUGAUGAUCGAGAGGGCGCUCCGUGGGGACCGCGACCAUGUCAGGGACGCCCUCCUACUGUACACAGACUUCGCCGGCGUCUUCGUCCGCGUUCUAGUCGUCACGGUGAGUAGUCUUUCAUCUCAGCAGCACCGACCAGCAUUCCAUCUCAGGAUCUCUAUUUCAUUGUCCGCUUUUGUGGACCGUGAUAUCGCAGCUGAGGAACGCGCUAGAGAGAGGACAAGAGAGGAGGAAGAAGAAAAGGCAAAGUCCCUAG
Spirodela intermedia is the source of this 2199-nucleotide messenger RNA. NCBI's taxonomy places the organism in Eukaryota, Viridiplantae, Streptophyta, Magnoliopsida, Alismatales, Araceae. The record is from the annotation of a GenBank genome assembly.